Messenger RNA from Rotaria sp. Silwood1, 1593 nucleotides. Lineage: Eukaryota; Metazoa; Rotifera; Eurotatoria; Philodinida; Philodinidae. The record is from the annotation of a GenBank genome assembly.
AUGACUGCAACGUCAGAAAUCGGCGGUGAUAAACAAACAGUUGAAGGAUCACUUAAUGCUAUACAUAAUCGUUUAAAAUGUUAUACAAAUGAUCAAAUAACUAUAAUUGAUGAUAUGAUGUCCACAAUUGAAUCAUUUUAUAAAACGGAAAAACACACACAUGAGAGAAUGCAAAGUAGCUUGCAAAAAUCAUUUGAACAUGCACAAAGCAUGUCCUAUCUUGGACAAAGUAUUAUUGGUUCAAGUUGGACAACAGCUCUAAAAGAAUUAAUGGAACAUUAUUCUCAACGCGAAGCAUCAUAUCCUGUACUUAGACAAGUUAUAUUAGAAAAUUUAAAAAAAAUAAAAAAUGAAAAAGUUGAUGAACAUAAUAAAAUUUUACUCUAUGAUGAAGAAAUUAUAAGAGAAAUGGUUGAUGUUGAACGUCGUACAAUAAAAGCAAAACGUGCAUAUGAUGAUGCAUGUGAACGUUUACGACAUCAUCAAAAUUCAGCUAAAGAAAAAGAAAGUAGUAUUAAACGAUUACAUAAUAAGAUUUUACCAAAAAAUGAAUUAGAUAGACUUGAAACUUCUGUUGUUGAUACACGAAAUAUGUAUAUUUUGCAUGUUCAACAAAUGAAUUAUGCUUUAAAAUUUUAUAUUGAACAAUUUAUUGUUGAUUUAGAUAAAUUAUUGGUGUGUGAUCUUUUUCCACAAAUCGAACAAGUACUUGAUGAUCUUGUUUAUGUUGAAUAUAAACGUCUUCGUGACACACUUCAACAUGCAAUACAUGCAGCUGUUGAAGAUGGUGAUGAACAAAAACGACGUUUAUUACCUAAAAUAUUCCAAAAUUAUCCUUUGACUAUUUUAGCUGAUCAAAGUGAUCAGAUUAAUACUGAAGAUAAAUACCAAGGACAACUUUCAUCAUGUUAUGCAUCAUCUGUAAAUGAAUUACGUGAUGCUGAUCAACAAAUUCAAUCAGCAUUAGAAAGUUCAGUACUUAAUGCACAACAGAAUAAAGAUUCAAGAAUGGAUGCAUCAAAAAUUCGACUUAAACGAAUGGAGAUGCGAAAAUCAAUGGCUUCAUUUGUCAUUGAUACAUUAGAUAUAUUAGUACCGAAUAUUAAAACAAUAUCAGCGUCAACUCGUAGUACAUCGAAAUUUAUUGGUGGUCUACGACCGUUUAUUUCUACUUCGAAAACUGAAAAUCCACCGAUCGAUGCUACGGUAGCAACUACUUCAAGUGAGAGUGAUACUUCAUCAACAAAUAUUGUUUCAACACCAACAUUCCCAUGUCAAGCAAUUGUCUUAUAUGAUUUUGAAGGAACAAAUGAAGAUGAAAUGUCUGUACGAAAGGAUGAUAAAAUAUUUAUUGAAUCGAAGCCCGAAUAUGAAGGUUGGCUUAUUGCUAAAGGACGUGAUAGAUCCGGUCUUGUACCUGAAGCUUAUGUUCAACUUAUAUCAUCGAAUGUAGUUCCAUUAGAACAAGGAUCAGUAAAAACUGCAAUAGAUAAAUCAUCGCGAAAGAAAAAAACAUCAACGAAUAAUACGAACGUGAUAAGCUCGUCGCCAUCAAAACUAGACGAUGAUGCCGAAUAUUUUUCUGACGAUUAA